AUGGUUGGGUUUUCAUUCGCGCGUGAAGAACAGCUUUAUGGUGAGAUUAGAAAUGGCUAUUUUUUUAAAUUAUUAUUUGCGAUUCAAAGCCGGUCGAGUUCGAAUUAUCGUACUAUCAUUCUGUAAUUUGCAGCUAUGAUGGGAAAGAACGCCGAUAGUCUUAAAGAACUCGGUCCGCCGACGGAUUGGGAAUUGGUUGAUAGGAUCGGGGAAGGUACUUAUGGAGAGGUUUUCACAGCAAGGAACAAAAUUUCGAGCGAAAUAGCAGCGGCGAAGGUUAUAGAUUCUAUUCACGAGAAAGUUGAAGAAGUUCUUCCAGAGCUGGAUAUCUUGUCAAAGUAUUCUACUCAUUCAAACAUCGCUGAAUUUCAUGGCGCUUUCAUGAACGUCGAUACGAAACGACAUGAUCAAUUAUGGCUAGUGAUGGAGGUUUGUACUUAAUAUUGCAUUGAAAAUUAGUGUACAGUAAUUAGAUAUAUUUUAGAGGUAAUUUCACAGUUUCUCACCCAUUUUUUCCCCUGAAGAAUGCAGUAAUUUUGCUUUUAUGUGGAUCCGACUCGUUAACAAAAAUAGUGUAAAAUAAAUGAAUAAUUAUGUAGAACGCAUACCGGUAGCCAGACUGAAUAGUUUAAUUAGCGGCCAGGGAAUCGAACAAGCUCGUAAUUAAGGAGAAAACAACCGUCGGAUUACAAUUUAGAUCUUGCUUAAUGCUCUGAUUCCUUUGACAGCCACUAUCGUUAGUGGAAAAUCUCGUAAAAUUUUGUCGAGAGAGUUUUUAUAACGUAUACAAGUUAAUGUCUUGAGGUUUUCCUGUUUGUGAAAAAAUUAUCAUACCAAAGGAUAACAAAUACAUCGUGAUUUUAUCAUUUUGCGAGAAACUGUCAAAGACAUCAUGAACACAGCUUAUUUUCAUAUUCCAAAAGAAAUUUGGAAACUUAAAAGUUUCUGGAAUUUUACAAAGGAACAAUAAUUCGCCUAAAAAAUAAUAAAAAAUAUAUAUUUUAUACUUUUUCAUGUCAUCACAGCAUCACAGACAGAAAAGAGUCUCAGAACAAUUUUUACCUUAUAUUUAAAAUCAUGCAGUUAUCUUAUCCCCUGAGAUUGAGACUUUGGGUACUUAAAGUAAUGAAAUUAGUUCAACCCUAGUAGCUGGUUUGGUCUUUGUUACCAAACUUUGAAUUGAAACAUUCAAAUGUGAGUUUGUUAUGGGUCUUUGUUAUGGAUUCUUGGCCAAGAUACUUAACUCAGUACACCCUAACACCAUUAUAGAUAUUCUCUAUACUGUUCUUUGAGAGGGAGGGGGGAGGCUUUGUUUCAUACUCACCUGCAUAUCAACCAAAACAAUCACAGUCUAGAUGGCUGACUCUGGUAAAAUAAUCCACGUGGCUCAGUGGCUGAUCUAUUUAACCAUAUAACACCUUUAAUAUUUAAUACUCUGUAGCUAUGCCGCGGCGGAUCAGUGACAAACCUUGUGAAGAGCUUGAGGAAGAAGGGAAAAUAUCUUGAAGAAGACCUGAUAGCCUACAUCCUCUAUGAAACUCUAAAGGUUAUUAGAGGUUUUUUUUUUGAGAAAUAUUUUUCUGUUGUUGGUGAUUAACCCUUCAACUCCCAGAUGUGAUUAAUAGGUAACUUCUCCCUAUAAUAUCCAUUAUAUACAUUAUCCAGAAAACAUAAAUGAGAAUACUCAGAGUUAUUAGGUAAAAAAUCUCCAAAUUCUAGUAACUAAUUUAUAAGGAAAUGUGUAGCAGUUAGAAGGGAGAAUUUACAAUCAGAUCUUGAGAGUUGAGGUUGAUGGUAAAUAAGACAUAACCUGUUUCUAGGUGCUUUUACUUUCAAUUAUUGUUUUCAUUUAGGGUGACUUGUUUUAAGUGAAAAUAAAUCCUUGUUUUCUUGCCUCUCUGAUGAGCUUUGCAAACUGAUCAGGUGUUGCAUUAAUGGACUCACAUUUUCUUUUUCCAGGGAAUUGAACAUCUUCAUAGGCAUAAUGUGAUGCACAGAGACAUCAAAGGCCCUAAUGUGAUGUUAACAAACAAAGCUGAAAUCAGAUUAAUUGACUUUGGUAAGUGGUGUUGAUCAAUCAAUCAAUCAAUCAAUUAAUCAGUCAAUUAGACAGUCAGUUGAUCUGUUGGCCAGUCAACUGGUUUGGAAGUCAGUCAAUCAAUCAGACAAACAGGCAGGCAAUUGGUUUUGCAGUCAGUGAAACAGUCAUUCAGCCAGUCAGUUAGUCAGCUAGUCAGUCAGUUAUUCAGCCAGCCAGUCAGUUAGUCAUUCAAUUAGUUAGUCAGUCAGUCAGCUAGUCAGUCAGCUGGUCAGUUAGUUAGUUAGUCAAUCAGUCAGUCAGUCAGUCAGUCAGUCAGUCAGUCAGUCAUCCAGUCAGUCAGUCAUUUAGCCAGUCAGUUAGUCAGUCAGUCAGUCAUCCAGUCAGUCAUUUAGUCAGUCAGUCAGUCAAUUAGUUAGUCAGUCAGUCAGAUAGUCAGUCAGUCAGUCAGUCGGUCACUUAGUCAGUUAGUUAGUCAGUCAGUCAGUUAGUCAUCCAGUCAGUCAGUUAGUUAGUCAGUCAGUCAGUCAGUCAGUCAGUCAAUUUGAUCAGUGAGUGAGUGAGUCAGCCAGUCUCUCAUUUAAUCAGAGACUUCUAUCACUCAAUUGUUUCCUUUUGUAACUUUAGAGAACAAUGGAUCUAGCUGAGUCAAAAAUCAAUGAAAAUUUUAUUUCCUUCAGGUGUUUCAGCUGAGCUAUCAAACAUCCUAAUGAGGCGCAACUCAUCAGUAGGUACUCCAUUUUGGAUGGCCCCUGAAGUCAUUGCCUGUGAGCAGCAGCUUGACUACAGUUAUGAUGUCCGCUGUGACAUCUGGUCUCUUGGAAUUACAGCUAUUGAACUUGCAGAUGGAAGCACGCCACUCUCUGAUCAACAUCCUAUGCGAGCACUUUUUAAAAUUCCUAGGUGAGUUUUUUUCUAUUCAUUCAUUCUAUUCCUCGAGUGAAGUGUUAAUUGUAAGGUAGAUACAGAUGUUUUUUUCUUACAAAGUGAGAAACAGCUACAUUGAUAAAAGAAUUCCAUUGGAAAAUGAUAAAUGAUUUAUAUAUUUAAAUUACGAAGUGGCAUUGGUAUGUGACAGCAUAUCAGGAAGGUUGCUUCAAAUGGGGAUUGAAACAAACAAGUGUACUUGUUGUUGGUAUCCGUGUAGUGUUAAAUUUUUGGAUCCGACUCAGAGCUAGAUGUAUCAAGGUCAGAAUGAUUUAAAAUUAUACUUUGGUUACUUUUACCUAUACUAUUACCUGAACUGAUGGUUUGAAUUUAGUAAAUGCUUACUGAAGAGUAGUCAAUUGAUUGAAUUAUUUUAGGAGCAAGUCACCGUCUAUGAAAAAUCCAGAGAGGUGGUCGCAUGAAUACAGAGACUUUAUUGCAAAGUAAGAUUUUUUCCUACUAAGCCAUGCAUUUAUCUUAAUUGGUAUUACUGUAAUUCAGAAAUACCUCGUCAGUUUUGCUAUGUGGCUGUUUUGGUUGAUAUAUGCAGGUGAGUACGAAACAAAGCCUCCCCCCUCCCUCUCAAAGAGCAGUAUAGAGAAUAGGUGUAUCGGUGUUAGGGUGUGCUGAGUAAAGUAUCUUGGCCAAGAACCCAUAGCAAAGACCCAUAACAAACUCACAUUUGAAUGUUGCAAUUCAGUGGCAAUACUGUAUGAAGAAGUCAAGUGUAAGUUACUCUAAGGGGUGAAAGGAUUAAGUUUAUUUUUCAUUUGUAAUUCUUGCAAGGUAAGGCAAGAUUUUUUUUUCCUGACUGCCCUGUUAUUGUAAAUCAUUUUCAUGGCAGGACAGUUGUUGUGUUAUAAAUAAGUAACUUGGUUACAGUUAGUCUGUAUUUCCUUAUUUUAGGUGCCUGGUGAAAGAUUUCGAGGCUAGAGCUCAUGCCAGUGAGAUGUUGAGUCAUGUAUUUGUCAGAUGGGUAGCGGACAAGAGAGAUGCUGUAAGUUAAUAUAUACAAUACUUAUUGUUAGAAAAUUAUACCAACUAAUACCUAUUCAAUCAUACCAGCUAAACAUGUUUUGUUAAAAGGGGUUUAACAAAUGAAAAACAGUCAAAACAAACUGAAAAACAGAGUAUUCUGUAGAAUUCAUUCAAGUAAUCUGUUGCUUGUAUAUUCAGUGACUAUACCAUACAUAUAUUUGAUAUUGGCCCUAUACUUCAAGACAAAUUUUGAAACAGAGACAUGUUUGUUAAUCCCUAGCAAAUCUGAGAGCAUUCCUAACUGUACAGUAAUUAUUGACAAAUAGACCCUGAAUAGCAACAAUUUCACAAUAUUUUCUUUGUUGAAUUUAUUUUUUUCUCUGCAUGAAACUUGCAGGAUGUAAAACUUGGUUUGUUUGAUAACAUUGCAGGUUUUUCUCAUAAAUAGUUAAUGACAAAAUUCUUUUUUAACCCUAAAACAGAUAGCAGCUACCUGGUUGAACUAAAUUUUUUUCAAGAUAUUCCAAUCAGAAUAACUGUGAGGAUGAUAAAGAAUGAACAUAUCAGAUAUGUGAAAAAACACCAUUCCUAGGAAAUUUCCAAAAGCUCAAGUCAGAUCAGUCACUAAUUAUGAGCCAGACUAAUAAUUUGAAUCCUAAUUUAAAAAUGAUUUUAGUUCUUAAGUUUGAUGAUAUAAAAAACGAUAUCGAAACACAGUGAAUAUGAGGAAAUACAGAGGACAAGGAUAAAAUUUUUGUGCUUAAUCUUUGGUGCAAAAAUGUUGCAGCUACGUAGAAAGUUGAUGAGUUUGAUGGAUGGGCAGUACCAAGGUCAAGAUGGGAUUAUGGUUGAAGCCACGAAAGAGAGAGAUCAUGAUGAGCUGCCAAGGUAUAACUAAAAGAUUUAAUACAAAGGAGUAAUGAACCUCAUACUGUUAAUUAUUAAUAGGAUAGGGCUCCAUUUUGUUUCGUGAAAUGUAUCCUAAGAAUGCAAAAUUUUAUCUGUCUCAAAAAUGGUUUUCAAUAGUCAGCUUUUGAUUUGAUGUUAUUGUGCAAAAAUGGGGUGAAAUGAAUUUUUGUUGUUUAAGAAUUUAAGGUCAGAAUGAUUUCAAACCAGUUUGGAUUUGUUUGAUUUGUAUUUUCUUUGUCUAAGGAUUCUAGUGAUAUUCCUGGAACAGAAGACAACCUAAUUAUUUGAAAAUCAUGCCAACCUGGAAUUCAUUUUCUAUUAGCCAAAAUGAAGUAUAUAGAUUGAAAUAGCUUGAAUUUUACGAGUCCACUUUUGUUGGAGGUUGACCAAAAAAAAUGUGCACUACUAAUUAAAAGAUGUUUUUAAAUUUUUUUUUUUUAAUGGUCAGUGUAAACUAUGUAUGUGUCUUUCUGUUCUUAUAUUUUAAAAUCUUGAUACCAUAAUGUUGGUUUUCACAUUCUCUACACUUUUCUCUUUACAUUUCCUCUGGUACUGACAAGGAGAAUUUGUUUGACAAUCAGGAGUAUCCCACAUCAGAGGUCAUUUCCUUUAUUCUCAUGACCUUUACAUUUGAUUCAUGGGUAAAACUGCAAGGAGAAACUAGAAGCCAGUCACUCUUAGGGGUAAAAGUAAUAAACUGAAAAUAAACGAUAAAGUUAACAGACUUUUUUAUGUUUUUACCAGUCCCUCAGCUGCGCAAAAGCAAAAGCCUCAACGUAGCAAACAGAUGCAGCAGGUUGAUAACCUAGCAGAGUUAGGAAGUCUGACUGAGGUAGGUCUUGUGCGUCCCAAGAUCUUACUACCAAUUCUCCUUAUUGUCUGCAAUACAAUUCUUAUAAUUUGAGUUUGGAGAACUUGCCAUUGGAUCAACUGAUAAUCCCCUAGUUUAUAUUUUAUUUAUUCUCAUCACUUGUCUGCUUGAUACUGUAUUAAUAUUGUAAGGGGAAAUUCUGUCUUGGUCACUCAUGGAAGUAAAAGGGUUAAACAACAGUCAUCAUUGCCUUUCUUUGAUCAAUAUUUUAGAUCAAAGCUGUCAACAGUAAGUGUGAAAGUGGGAGACUGGUGGGACUUGUAGUCAGUCAGGUUAUGCCAAUGCCGUGUUCUUGUGUCAGAAUACAUACAUGUACAUGACUGUGAACUAUGUCUCAGGCAAACAAAGACUUAAGAGACUUAAGAGUAAAUCUGGAGGUUCAAUUGAUUCACACAUCAAAUCUUGAUACUUGAAAAUUAUGAAUGGUUGCUUUACAAAUUUCUUCAGUAGUACAGUGUAUCUUGAUAGUUGUUUAUACAAUGAUAUUUAAUCUGUAAUAAAUUUUAUGUGAAAAUAAGGUUAAAAUACCUUUUUAAACAUGGCAGUGGUUAAUAGAGUGCCAGUUUAUCUGUGUGGUUUUUAGUUAGAAAACACACGAAAUCAUAAGUUGCCACCUCUGCAAUUUUAGAGCAAUGUUAGCUGUCAAACUUUUUUUUAGCUUGCAGUCAUGACCAAUUGAAAAUGGUGACUGCAGAUUGGAACCCUGUUCUUGAAGAAAACCCAAUGUUGAGGCCUUAUGUGCUACUUGGGAUGAUGAAGGUCUAAACUUGAGUAUCAUGAUUGCAUUUUUUGAUAUUGUAUCAUUUCUUUUGUGGACAGGACAUUAUUCUCAGCCAUCUUCUGGAAAGAUAUCUAAAUAAUCAGAUAUACACGUACAUUGGUGACAUACUUAUAGCUGUUAAUCCGCUGCAGACUCUCAACCUGUACGGACCAGAGGUAAGUGUGCAGAAAUUUUUCAUUACAGUUUUUCAGCUUCCUGCUAAUUAUUUUGUAUCAGUCUUCUCUUCUGAUAUUUGGAGAACUAUAUUCAAGGAACCAUAAUUAUUUUCAACUCUACCAUUCAAAAAUAUACUAUCAUGGUUUGAGACUCCAAAGAGUAUAAUCCAAGCAUUUGAAAAUGGUUUUAAAUGGAUGUGGCCAUUUUGGAAAACAACUCAGCCAUGCUUGCAUAAAAAGCACAACACAUGAUUUACAAAGAGCCUUCAAAUGGUACCUGAAAAAUCUGUGGGUUUUGCAAAUUUUUUUUUUCUGAUCUUGAAAUCUCAUCAGCUUCUACAGUAUAUGUGAGUGUCAAUAAUUAGUCUUAUUUACUGUGCAAUUAGUUUGUUCAGUUACUGUCAACAGUAAUGAUAUUUAACUGAAAAUGUUUAGUCUUGUUGAAGAAUUUUGAAACUGAGUCUCCACUGAAGGACGAGCAUUGGAUUUGACCAUUCACUGCCUCCUUUGGUGCACAAAAUAUUUACCAACUGAAACUGAUAUAGAUUUUGUUCUUUUUCCAGAUUGCAAAAAAGUAUAAAAACUCCCAGAAGAGUGCUUUGCCACCUCAUAUUUUCAUGGUAGCUGAUAUGACACACCAGGCUAUGAUACACAAUAAGAACCCUCAGGUUUGAAAUACACUCUAAGCUUAUUAGCAGCGUAUUAAGUAAAUUUUUCAAAGAUGACAAAAUUGCACUUGCUUCGAACUCUAACCCUAACCCGUGGGGUGAGUGCAAUUUGUAGUCUUUCAAAAAUUUACAAGUGCAAUUUUACACCAAAUUGCACAAGUAAGCAUGUUGGUACUUAAUAAUUUACAUGCCAAAUGCAUCACACAAAGUCAAGUUGAAAUUUUGGCUGCAUACAUGUGCUAUUUGUAAUUUGCUCUUGUGUUCCAACUUUGCACUCAUGUUACAUGAAAAAUGCACUUCUUUUCAGCCAAUCAGAUGUGCAUUAUUUUUUCAUGUACAUUAUUAUACACUUUUGGUUAGGUCAUAUCAAACCAAGUUUAAGUUUCACUCCUGGAUGAGCACCUGCCAUCUUACUACAACUUUCCUGUGGUGUCUCAAUCUGUUUCAGGUUAUCUCCAUGAUGUUCCAGAUAAUAACAUUUCACUCUUAAUAGAAUUAUAUUAAAAUUUUGAUACCAAAUAAAAUAGGCCAUUUCCAAAUUACCUUUGGCCUCAUUUUAAAGCAAGUCUUGGUGCUCCUCCUUUCACUUAAUUAUAAAUUUUCAUUCAAAUGCUAAUUAAACUCAUUUUCAAAUGAAUGGUUGAGCACUAGGCCUCAUUUUGAAAAAGAGGCUAAAGGUAAUUCGGAAAUGGCCCAUUUCAAUGCUACACAAGUACUGGCAUUGUGAUCAUUAUUCAAAUUUCCAUUUUAUUCUUAAUCACCUGGCAGUGUUGCUUGAUUAGCGGGGAGAGUGGAGCAGGCAAAACAGUGUCAGCCGACUACCUUGUGCGACAUUUAGCUGAACUUGGAAAGGUUGGUACUCACUGUUGCUACAGUAUGAUAGUAACAAGUACCAUUGUUUACCCUCAUUCUCAUCAAAACUGUACCAAAGUGCUCGGUUUCAAAAGAAACAAUUGUUAAUGAUUCUUGAUUUUUAUUUAUUAUAAUUAUGAUUAGUAUGACAAACAAUUUUUUUUUGUUAGGCUGGAAACAGAACACUUGAAGAGAAGAUCCUUCAGGUGAGAAAUACCAGGGCGUGAAAUUACCUUUUUUUUCUGAUAGCCACUUGGCUCCUAAAUUCUUCAAAGUGGUAGCCAAUUCAAAAAAAGUUGCUCGCCAUUUUCAAAGACAAACAAAAUCUUUCUUUACGCUGUUAGCGUUCUAGAUAGACCCUCCAAAAUUAAGUUAGGGAAAAUAUCUUUAACGUGCUACAAAGUGGACACUAGGAUGUAUGAUAUACAACGUUCAGGCUUAUCUAAAUCCAAGAUGGUGUCUAGUUAUCGAUCGAGAUGCAUGUGCUACGUUUUGGAAACAAACUUAAUGAGGAAGUUUGCCGCGGAUUUAUCUUUGCAAAUCUUUUUAAUUCACUAUAUCUCUUGGUAAGGUUAUGAUGAAACGUUCUAGUUGCCAAUUUGGCAACUAACUUUCAGGAUUUGGUCGCCAAAGUGAAAAAUUUAGUCGCAUUGGCGCCUGUAUUAGGCGCAAUUUCACGCCCUGAAUUAUACAUGUUAUUUUAUACCAUUGGAAGAAAUCCUAUAUCCUCCAAUUGAUCAGCUUCCUUAUUCACAUCACUUGUUAGCUGCAUGAUAUAUUGACAUUUUAAGGAGAAUUUACAUGUGUAUCCCUUAAUGCAGUUGAAAGGUUAAUCCCCCUACUACUAAUGUUCCUACAUGUACACAACUUAACCCUUUCCAUCCCACAAUCUCAUUUGUUUUUCUACUUAUCAGUUCUUAUGUUUGUUGAGAGAAUAUGGUAUUGGAUGAACUAAAAAUCUUCUAAUUGAUAUUUUUCUUUUUUCUCAUCACUUGUCUACUUGAUAUUGUCUUGAUAUUGUUAUGAGAAUUUCUGGCAUGGUCUCUCAUGAAAAUGAAAGGAUUGAAGGAAGCUGUAUGUUUUUUGCCUAACCAGAAGUUGCAAAUUUUUGCAGGUCAAUCCCCUCAUGGAAGCUUUGGGAAAUGCACAGACAGUGAUCAAUGAAAACUCAAGCAGAUUCGGAAAAUACCUAGAACUCCACUUCACACCUAAUGGAGCCCUGAGAGGAGGUACAGUCUAUACAGUCUACAAUCUGUAGAUUGGCAAUUGACAAUUAUAAUUAUCCCUUUAAUUGACUUUAUACCAUGACCAAAAUAAUCAGAAUGGCCAAUUGCAACCAUAGAGAAUACCACUAAGAGCCAACGAGAACUAAAAGGAGGAUAAGUAACUUCCCAAGUGCAAAAAACUGAGAGGGAACAAGUUGUGAUAGGUUCUGGGAUGGGGCUACUGUUCUUAGCCAGUCACAAGGUAUAGCAAAAAGAAAAACUAAUGUAAUUCUGUCAAGCGGUUACUUUUGACAAUCAAUUAAAAAAUGCAUCGUUUAUAUUACUGGCAAGGAUGGCUUUAAUUUGCCAUUUUGUUAGACUGCCAGUCUGUAUGUCAAUCAUUCAGGCAAUCCCCUAUGGAGGUUUAAACAGUUAUCGUUCAGGAAAUGGACUAAGACUGAGACUGUCAGUCUGUUAGUCUGUUGGUCGGUUGGUCCGUCAGUAUGUCAUAUUCUCAGUCGGUCAGUCAGUUAGUCUUAGGAAUCUCAGUUUGUAAAUUUAUCAGUCAGUUGCCAGGCCAAUCGUGUCCCAGUUUUUUUCGGUCUAUCUCUCAAAAGUUACUUAACUUUAUUUUAAGGAAUGCUAUCUGAGUACCUGUUGGAAAAAUCCAGAGUUGUUUCACAAUCAAGGUGGGUGGCAAUCAAGGAACAUUAAGUUUUAGUUUCUUGUUAUUUUUGGUCUUUUUGGUAAUUUUUUCAUUCACUGAGAUGCAAUUCAUUGUUAAAGAAAACUCACCUUCGCAGGUUUUUGACACUGGUAUAACAUUAUCAGCGUUAAACAGAACUUGUCGUAGAUUACUUUUCCUCUAUUUUAUUCUCUUUUUUUUGUAGAGGAGAAAGGAACUUUCACAUAUUUUAUUACAUGAUCGCUGGUCUGGCAUAUAACAAGAAACUGGAGAAAUAUUCCUUCAAGCUUUAUUCGCAGCACAAGUAAGUUUUCAAAUUGAUUUUAAAGAAGUGUUGUGUUAAAGUCUAUGAAUUACGGACUCCAUCUGUGAAACACUCCUCCUCAUGAACAGACGUAUUCCUUUCCUUACGUGUUUCUAUUUAAUGUCGUAAAAUCAAAACCAUGUAAAAAUAGCUAGUAAAAACUCAAAGUAAAACAAGCACACUGCCUAAAGCGCGGGAAAACGCGAGUGACCAACAUCUGAUUGGUUUAUAGAGGGUGGCGCGUGUUUUCGUGGCCAAUCACAAAAUGGUUUCAACAGAGGGUCUAAUUCCGAAUUACUUCUGUUUUGCUUUACCUCGUCUCGUGAUUGGUUCAGAAAACUCAAGCCAUUUUCUCUACCAAUCAUUUUCAAAACUAAAACCAAUCGCGACUUGGUCACCAGCGUUUUCCCGCGCUUGAGGCAGGUUGUGCGUUUUUCACUUGAGUUCUUAUUGACACUUUCCUUUCGUUCAAGUGGUCGCUGUGAUUACUUUGAGUUUGGUUUUACGACACUUCAGCGAAAUACGCUCUAAACAAAGUAAUGGAAUUCCGGAUAACUUUUGACACGCAAUUGAAAAAAAGUGACAAGCACUUUGUCUUUCGUCUCUCUUUCAGCUACCUCCAAACAGGAGGGCGAAACCUUCAAGACUUGGUAUGCACUCUUGGAAACAGACGCAAGUUUGAAGAGGUUCAAAGAUGCUUUGACAUUAUUGGCUUCAGUCAUGAGGUGAAUAAAACUUGCCCAUGAAGUAAAGUGAACUGAAAUGAAGGCCUUCCUUCAGAUCGAUAAGUUUUCUUUAAUGUGUGUUGAGACUUUGAAACUCGGAGGACUGUACUUCUGUGCAGUACAAUCAUUUCAGGUGUCCAGUUCUUCCAUACAACACUCGUGUCUAACUGUAAAAAUUAUGCCCAACUGUCAACCUUUUUUAAAGGAAGUGUCACAGUUGUUUUCAAUACUGGCUGCCAUCAUUCAUCUCGGAGACAUUCACUUCACGGAAGACGAAUCAGUUUCGCAUCUGAGCGACAAGAGUAUGGUUAGCAAUCCUCAAGUUCUACUCAUAGGUGUGUAUGAAUAAAAAUAAUAAUUGCGUUAAGAUACUAGUAAAAAAAAAUCCCCGUAUGUUUAAAUUCGAUCGUUUAUUCUGAACGUCCUGGUGAGGCUAGCCUCUACUUUCACUGAGCACUAUCGUCCUUGUGUGAAAGGUCCAGUCCAAUGAGGUUUUUUUUUUCGUUGGAGUUCCGUCGAAACGAAACCCAGUGGAAAGCCAUGAGGGGGGGGGGGGGGGGGGGGGGUCUGCACCCCUUACCAUCAGAUCUGUGUUUUUUUGUUUUGUGAGGUAUUUAAUACUUGCUCGUUGUGCAAUAUUUCCUCGCUUAUUUAGGCUCUGUAGCAAAAAUUGUAUCAAAGUUUGAACCUCCACCCCCCAUCAAAAAUUUCUGGACCCGUCCUUUGCCUUUGAUAACGACUCUAAAACAACGUGCUGACAACCCGUUAGAUUUAAAAAGAGACACACGUGAUUGACAUCAAGAAACGGGAAACGCCACGUGAUCGAGUCUUGAUUUGUUGAGGUUUUGACUUCUAGCCUCUGAUAACUUGUAACUAUGGUAACGCUUUUGCUCCCAUCAUGGAGCGUUGUCAAUCAAGUGCCAUUCCGUUAGACUUAAGAUGAAACUCGAUAUCAGUGGUAAUACUAACUCUUUUCGAAAUUGAUUGAAAGUAACAAUUUAUCUUGUUUCAGUUUCUUCAUUGUUGGGGAUUAAUGCAGUGGAACUCCGAGAUGCAUUGACAACAAAUAGCAAUGUAACAAGAGGUACAGCAACUCACUUUUCUGGGAAUUUUUCUAAACAUUGUAGACCAAGUUUGGUUCCCAUCAAUUUAAGCCUGCCUUUCUACAGGCUCUCGCGACCCGAGUAGCUCAGUUUCUUUUAGGCCCUGACGAAGGGCUAAAGUCAGCUUCAGAAUAUCUUUACGAUUUGCCAAUUUACGUUAUCAACUCAGUUGUUAAAACCAAAUUUUUCUCAUAGUUUUAUAAUUUCUCUCGAAACUUACCCUUUUUAUUUUAUGUAUAGCUUGAGAACCUCUAUAUUUAAGGCGCAUUUACCUCCCAGAUGUUUGCUAUUGUUUCACUUUGCUGAUCAAUUAUAUUCAUGUAAACUUAUUUGUCUCUCAUCUCCAGGAGAGACUAUAGUUAGGAACAACUCUGUCGAUCAAGCAGUUGAUUAUCGCGACGGAAUGGCUAAAGUAAGUUUGCCAAUUGAUGGAAUUGUUUCCGCUUGUUCCCUAAAGGGUGGGAUUCGUUAGCAGAGUAGGCAACUUUUCUUCUUGUGCUUCUUGACACUUUUCUUCUUCUUAUGAAAAAUAGAAUUCCCCUCCUGACCGAUGAACCUUACUAUGAAGCUUCUGAUUUCCCAGAAAUCCUGCGGGGUUGUGAUAUGUUCAUUUAAUUACUAGUUUAAUUGUCACUCUUCGCUAAGCUUUGUAGUUGCGCUGAAUAAAGUAGUGCGAGCCGAAGAAGAACUUUGGCUGCAAAAAGAGCGAGAGAUUUGUGGACGAAAGGCGGAAAGAUAUGUAACGAAUGUAAAGUACGAGAAAACAUUUACCAUUGGUCAGAGUGGAUGCACUUGUCACGAGUGCGAAAUCAUGAAUCCAUCAGAAAGCGCGGGAAAAACAGUCACCGUUGCAAGCGCUGGAGAACAUGAAACCAACGGAAAGCGCGCGAAAAUCUUAUAUGAGUUGAAAGGGUAAUUUCUUGUAAACGCGUUACUUCUGGAAAAGGUGUAAAUUCGAAACUAGACUAAUAUAGAUAUUGCAAUGUUUUUGUCAGAUGGGGUCUAAAUUUACAAGAUUAAGCCGCUUUAUCUUAAAUAUGCAGACUUUUUUACAGCACUUGAUCUUUUUGUGAACAAGGAAAUUCCUUCUUCACCGAUACACCCUACACCACACUACGUAAAAUCCUUCAGAAUCUCACGAGCUUUCACUAUUUUGGUUUUUCAGGCACUGUACGGCAAGCUAUUUAGUUGGAUUGUUCACCGAAUAAACGCUCUAUUGAGGACAGAGAGAGCACGGCUAGUGUAAGUAUCUAACACGCACUUUUCUUCCUUCUCUUUUUUUUUUACGUUCUUUUUACUUCUGUUUUACUUUUUUCCAUGUUUUGUUGUAGCUUGGAGAAAAUAUUUGCCUUCGUUUUACUCUGCAGGGAAAACGAUUACAGAAUAGGAAUACUAGAUAUCUUUGGUUUUGAAAAUUUCAAACGCAAUUCGUUUGAACAGCUGUGCAUAAACAUUGCUAAUGAGCAGAUCCAAUUCUACUUCAACCAGCAAAUUUUCUCAUGGGAGUUGGUAAGUUUGUCGCAGUUUUUGGCUUGGCUUACGAGAAAUUGUUCAGGAUAUCUUCGUAAUAUUCGAGGUUAUGUCGACGUUAUUACAACGUUAAGCUUUGAUGCGUUGCUGUGGUUUCAGCGAAUAUACCAGUUAUAAGCCGAAGAGGGCAAGUACGCACAAAAUAGCGUUGGAUAAUGAAUUAUUGUUUUAAAAAGUGGGACGAUAUGUGCCAUCGUCAAGUCUGGGACUACGUGUUAAUAGUAGUGAAAGCCAGAAAACAUUUAACUAUUAGUAAGAGCGGUUUAAAAGUGUAUUUGUUAGAAAGCGCUGAACUACGUUUAACCAUUGGGAAGCAUGGUAAAAUCCGCGAGGAGGAAUCAUCGGCAAGUCCAGGAAAACAUGCUUCAUUUAGAAAAUGCGAAAGUUAUGUACUUGCUUAUGUUACUUACAUUAUUUACACUACAGAUAUAAAUUCCCGGGAGGAAGGAGGGGGGAGGGGUAAUUUUUGCCGUUUAAUUUUUGGGGUUUAAUUUCUGUCUCAGAAACUCCUACCCUGUUAUAGUCUAUUUUUCGGCCAAUUACGGUAACAACUUUUUAAUCGCAAAUCUUCCCAAUUUUGAAUUUCUACUUACCAGAUUUUUCUUACCCAAAAAAAUCCCAAAAAUGUGCGACCGCAUAUCAGUAACUCUAUUUAAAAUGUAACCCCAUCAUAGUGGAUCCAGUUGUGAAAAUGCAACUCAUCCAGCGGCAAAUCCUCAUUAGUCUUUCACCCGGAAGUACCCCCUUCAUUUCCUCUCCUUCCCCCCCCCCCGGUGUUACUUACAACGCUAGCAUUAUUUGCAGCACUAACUUUACUUACCAUACUAACAUUGAUUACAACAUUGAUACCGUUUACUCACCAAAGAUAGAUAGAGAAUUUAAAUUAUGUGCUCGUCUUGAAUUCUGUGGUGUUGUGAUUGAAAUGUUUCAGGAGGAAUACCGCUCUGAAGGGAUAUCUCUUGAACGGAUCUCAUUCACUGACAACCGACCUGUUCUGGAUAUGUUUCUGCAGGUAAUUUGUUAUUAGUGGCUAAUAACAAUAUUCUAGUAAUAACUAUUCUACCGGCUUAAAAUCCGGUGAAUGAUUUCGUUAUGUCGCAUGAAGAAUUUCCGAAAAGAUUUUGGUGGAUGUUGAUCAAUUAGGAAACUUAACGAACACUGAUUAGUCUCCCGGAUGUUGUAACGUCAGCUAGUUAUCCUCUGUAAAGGUUACUUCUCGGCGAAGGGCUUGCAUUUCGGUCGAGUGUCGUUAAACCAAAACUUACGUAAAAAGGACCACCACCGAUCAGCGGAAAGCUGAGCGAGUGAACAAGUCGCAUAUGGUUUUAUUUUCUGGAUCUGAUUGGUUGAGAGGAUGACGUGAUCUUUGUGGACCAAUCGUAAAGCGAGGUAAAGCGAGGUAAAGCGAGGUAAAACAAAGCUAAAGCAAUCAUGAUGGUGUGCACAAAAAGGCAGAGAACACCCCAUUUUAUGAUUUUACUCUAUUUCUUCUAGAAACCCAUCGGUGUGCUCGCUCUGUUAGACGAGGAAAGUCGUUUUCCAAGAGCUACAGACUUCACACUCGUGGGUGAGCUAAGCUAAGCAAGUCUUACCAUAGAAGUUAUCUACUUUAUUUAAUCUUGCGAUCGAUCGUCUUAUUCCUAGUAAAUACCCGUUAUCCCAGUCAUUCGAUCUUUUCGAUGCGGUCGAAUGAGAAGCACUCAAAUGUAAGAUCCAUGUUUACUUUUCCACAGAAAAAUUCAACAAGAACAUUGAUUGUGUACACUACGAGCAACCGAAAGAGAAUGAUGUUUUUCCUUCGUUUGUCAUUGCACAUUAUGCUGGGCGGGUAGGUGUUCAAUGACUGUAUGUGGCAUUCUUUCUCAUUCUUUCUCACAAUAACACAUUUCUAGAGCCUGGCUUUCACUAGCGAAGCAUACACAAACGGAAACAUAACGUCUCCUAUUUCACCGCGAAAACUGCCUCGACGCAAGCACAAACGCUAGAACAAGACAGAGGAAAAAUUAUGACCCUUGUGCUCUUGUGCUUGUGCUUGCGUCUACGCCGUUUUCAAGGUGAAAUAACAAGUGCUAUCUCUGCGUUUGUGCUUGCGGUGUUAAUGAAAACCAAGCUGCAAUGAAAGACGUUAUUCCUUAUUCAUUCGAAUCAGACUUGGAGAUUUACGCAAGGUGUGUGAUUAUUUUUAAGGUGAAAUAUGAUGCAACCAACUUUCUGGAAAAGAACCGCGACACUCUCUCUCCCGACAUCAUACAAGUGUUGAGAUCAAGCGGUAAGGACUCAGCCUUAAUGAAUGAGCAAACAAAGAAACGAAAUAAAGAGAAUGAGUAGGAAAAAGAUUUAGGACCAUCUUGAACUGUUUGUCUGGCGAGGCCCAAUAAUAGUUGCGUAGAAAACUGCUUUGGUGUGCGUAAUAGUUUAAAUUGAUUCUCCUCAUUUUUUUAACAGAUAACCGCCUCGUGCGCACGCUCAUGCAGCAUCCAUUGGCCCGAUUAGGUUUGUUACUUUAGUCUGGAUAGUACCUGUUUAUGAGAAAAAGUAAACGCGUGCGCUUGGUACCUGGCGCGCUGGUUCCCGGAUCGAGAGAACUGUGUUCGAGACCAGAUCGGUAUAUUGUGUCGUGUUUUGUUUUUUUCUUUUUUCGGGGGAAGGGACACCCUUCUCUUCACAGUGUCUCUCUCCACCCGGGUUUAUGAAUAGGUUCGCUGAAAUGUGCGAGAAAUUUGAAAAAACUUUUAUGGGUAUCCUGCGAUGGACUUGCAUCUCACCCAGGUUGAGUGGAGGGUUAGGAAUACUCUUUGUCGCUAAAUGUUACGGGAACUGGGAUAAAAUCCCACAGAAAUAUAUAGCCCAAGAGGUUUAUAAGACUUACUUACCAUAACCUUUCCUCUCUUUUAGUAAACUCUACCAACUGCUCUUGAUAUUCUAAGUUUCAACCUUUUUUAAACUGCAAAGACUUGUAUCUUUAUCUACGACAGUUUCCACUCCACUGCUCUCCAUUCUUGUUUCUUUCUUUUGAACUUAAUUUCUCUCACCUUUGCCAUAAAUGUUCUAAAUAAAUGAAAGUUCCCAUUAGCUCUGUCUGAAUGGUACAUAUUGCAAUAUACUUUUAUAUUUCAUCUCUGUCUCUCUGUCUUGUACCCAUUUAACAGUUUAUGAUCAAGCGAGUUUGUGGUGUUCUUUCACGAAGUUCGUGAUACAAUGUUUUACUUGAAUUUCCAUGGAUUUCUACUCUACGUCUAUCCACAAUUUAUACUGAAUUAAUCUAUUCUCAAACCACCCCCUCGUUGCUGAUUCUUCCUUAAGUUCUCUGGAGGUGUUAUUUCUGGCCGAUGUGAUUUCUUCCAAACUUGCUCUCUGUGUGUUCUACCUUUCUCAUCCAUUUUUGUACCCAGAGUUCUCUCAUUCUGACGAUGGCGCACACACCUUGGACCCCCACUGGUGGAGGGUGAACAAACCUUCCCCUGGGGUCACGGACGCCAUGUUAGAUCACAGACCUAAAGAAAGCUGGCUAAAGGGAAUUUUCAAAAUGAAAUUGAAGAGUCACGGUAAGAUUGCGUGACGCCCGCUAUCUAUCAAAGGCGCGUGGAAAGGCGAAAAAAAAGCAGAUGUCUGCUGCUGUUUCGUCGCGGUACAGCCGCUUAUCAUUAAUCAAUGCGUGCAUGGAAUUCUAAUGUUCUUAUUAAGUUGUCUCUUCGUGUCCGUGUCCAUCUUUUGUUGUCUACCUCUCUGGCUUAUUUUAAUCUUUCCUUCCCACUCAAAAUAUCCUCUUCCCGCUGUUUGCCUACUCUUGAACUGUCUUGAAGUCAUAAGCGCUUCCAGUGAAUCCAAUCGGUCCGUCUCCCUCAAGACCGACGUGCUUCAUAGCUAUUCAAAGUGAAAUGUUGAAUUUGGAAGCGACUUGUUCCCCUCUCCGGAGGGUUUAUAAUUCCCGUUGUCUAUAAUUGGCCUAUCUUUCCUCUAUCCUGGUUCCCGACUCUCUCGUCGACAUUUGCCACAUAAUUUUGAUUCAGCUCUUUGCUUAAACACAUUAUCACUCAUAAUUUGUUUAAUCCAAAACCCAAUCAUGUUGUUUGAAGGUACCUUAAGAGGUUUUAUAUGUCAUUUUUUUUGUUCUUCUUUCAUCAGGUGUAAGCGUGAAGAAAAACAGUUCUCAGCCUCCCAUGUUCCAGGUGGAGAAAGACAAGGUGUGAGGAUAGAUAGAUUUUACUUUCUUUGAUCGUUGAUUCUGGAAUAUUUAAUCGAUUACUGGUUAGUCGAUCGAUCGUCCGUUUAUUUGGUCAAGUCAGGAAACCAGUCAGUCUCUCUUUCUGUUCAUUGGCGUCAAUUAGCUAGUCUGAUUGCAGUUUCUUCUCAUGCAGUCCUUUCUGGUCUUCUUUUGAAUCCUGCAAUCAAAUAACAACCAGUUGACAUAUGGCCGUACGGCUCCACGCGCACAAUCUCAUGAUAACUUGUAUUUCCCAUUCUGCCGCUAACCUUUUCAUAGCAUGUCAAUUGUACACAUUUCGUAAUUUUUAUCCAUCGGUUGUGUCGAGAGAAAUUGAACUUACAAAAGCAGUACUGAUAGAUUAGCUGUCAAUUGAGUCUCAAAAACUUAAAAUCGAGGUAAUCACCUCCACCAAUCAUAAGAAAGGUGUACAUUAGCCAUUACAUCAUUAUUAGCCAACGAGAACGCGAGUAAAGAUAGGCGAACUACCAAAAGCGCGGGAAAACACCGGUGACCAGGUCAUGAUUGGAAUAGAGGUUAGCGCGAAUUUUCCAGACCUUUCACAAAGCUAAGUAAAGCAAAACAAAGUCAUCCCAAUUACUGUUGACUCAAUCGAAAAUUGAAAAUAUUUCAUUAGUUGUGUCAACAAAAAUCGAACUGACCGAAGCAAUCCCAUUAUGCUCCCACAGAAACUGAACGGUCUUCUGAGCUUGCCAGAAACCAAGCAGAGUCCUCUAUUAGAAUCUAACACCACAUCUCGAUGGCAACAAACAGUCUCUGUUCACUUCAGGGUGAGUACAUGAUUUACAGUCAUUUCCUGAUAGCGCAUGCGUGAAUCAUUUCUUCGCAUAUCAUCCACAAGUGACUUACAGCUAAUUUUCAGUUACUUUUUUUUUCCUUUCUUCUACAGUAUUCACUUCGUGAUUUGCUAGCAAAACUUUUACCCGCGGAAUCUCACUUUGUGCGGUAAGUUAAUGGUAAACAUUUUGGGAAAGUGCAUGAAAGAGAUAUUUGAAAACAAAAGAAGCAAGAAUUGUCAAAGCCAUUUUUCCAGGUAGCGAUUUUUCCUUGAAUAGUGUUCAUUUCAAAGAAAAAUUGUGCGUUGUUUACAUAAGCAGUGAGGAUGCGAUAAAGACGCUUUUCGAGGACAAUCCGCUGCAGUAGACUCUCCAUUUAAUCUUUCAGUUCCCCCUAGUAGCAGCCGUAAAUUUUCUUUGCAAAUUAAAGGAGAGAAUGUGGUGUUUUAUCACGAUAUUGCACUUCAGCAGAUAAGUUUGUCAACUCUCAUCACUUGCUUGUAAGGUGAUAUAUGGAUUUUGUUUGGAGAAGUUACAGAUCGAUCACGUCAGGGGGUCAGAGGGUUCACUCUGAACAAAUUCCAUGACAAGGCUAGCUAACAAGGACAAAAUUGCCAUUUAUUUCCAUUUUAUUUGCUAAUGGUAACUCUUGAACAAAAACGUUUUCAUUGAAAAACUUGCUGGCUUUAAGUCGGCCUAUCGAUGUCAAAGAUGUUCAAACGUGACUCCAAAAAAAUGAGCUUAGAUUCACUUUAUGCUCACGUCAUACAGAAGGUUUUUUAAGUUAAACGUACAUUUUGUAUUAUUGAUAGGUGUAUCAGACCAAAUGAACAGAUGAUUGCGGGCAGAUUUGACCAGGAAAAGGUCCAAACCCAACUCAGAUACACUGGUGUGUUAGAAACCACCAGAAUUCGUCAGCAGGUUGGUUCCUCUGUUAAUCUUCGUUUUGAUGUUAUUUCUUUUAUGCGACUCACGUUUUUAUAUUUAAAACUGUUUUAGGGAUAUUCGGAGAGAAUCACGUUUGCAGAAUUCGUGAAAAGGUACGUCUGUCUGUUAAGAUGCCUGGAAGGGUGAUUUUCAAUUGAGUUUCGAAAUCCAUCUGAUAUUACUUUGGUUUCAGUCUAUUACGAUCUUUUGUUGAUAUACAAAUUACAAGCUCUUUUCUGCAACUGGCAGUUGACGUGAGAGGUUAACUUCAUUGUCUCAACAGAGAAAAAAGAAGUUUUAUUAUAGAAAGUGGUUGGACUCAAUUGUUGUUUACUACUUGUGAUAGUUCUUUUUCGAUUCAGCAGCAAAAUCUGAUUAGCCAGGAGUACCUAGACCCGAACUAUAAAACUAUACGAUCUUAAUUUAAACAUAUCCUUAUUCUUGUAGAUACCAAGUGAUUGCCUACCCCCUGCACAAGAGAGCGCCAUGUGACGCUGCGGCCUGUACAGAGAUCUUGAGAAAAAGUGAAAUACAAAACUGGCUCAUCGGGCGAACGAAAGUGUUCCUCAAAUAUUAUCAUGUAGAGGAGCUUGCUAUGCUUCUGGAAAUAUACAGGAAGAAGGUUAUUACUAUACAGAGAGGUUAGUUUUGCAUUGCAAAACGUUACUUUAUAGGUUGGGCAUGUUAGUGGGCGAUUUCGUCAUGUCCUCACUACUUACAUUUUUCUUUAUUAGCCGUCAAACGGCUUUGCUCAUAAAACGCGUCGCAAUAGAAAAGUUUUCGAUUGAGUGUGAAAAGGAUUGCAUUGCCUCGCGGAGUUUCUGUCUUUAAGAUCUUGAAUAAUAUGCCUUCUUUUCAUUUUUUUUUAUUUACAGUCGUCCGAGGGUGGUUAGUUCGCAGACAGUAUGAGUCAGUCAGGCGGCGAAGACAUCAGGCAGCAACAGUCAUUCAGAAACGUAAGUCCUCUUUCUACUUUGGGAAAAUAUAGGUGAGAUAGAUGUGCGCUCAAAGCUUCAUCAGUUGUUACAAGUUCAGGCUUCAUUUGCUAUUAUUUACUCGCCCGCCAAAACUGAAAGGAAGAAAAGUAUUCAAAAUGUUUUAAGUAGAUUCAAAUUCGUUGAGGACACUUGUGAAUUUAAUUAAAGAGCGCUUGAAGAAUAUUUGUAAAACGAGGAUGAGAGUGUGAACCUUUAGAUCAAAGUUUCGCAAAUCUUCCUUCACACUUGUUUACUCACGUUUAGUGUCGUAAACUCUUCCCGGAGUGUGUAUGAAUUCUCUGAGACUAUCCCAGCUUUCUGUAGCUUCUGUUAACUCAGCUUAGCUCUUGAAGCCUUCGCGUGCUCGUGUAAUUCCUCUAGAACUAAUUCAGAGUUCAAAAACAUUCUUUUCUUGACACUUUUUUAACUAUUUUAUUCUUGGUUAACAAAGGUAAAAACGUGACACAGGUAGCGUUUGUCUGAUUUAUUAGAGAAUAUGUUGUUCGCAGAAGAAAAGACCGUGUGUCGGAAAUUGAGAUAAAGAAAUAUCAAAGAACCGUUCCAGCGUUAGUUAACUAACAAAUCAUUCAUUGCGCGGUUACUUGAUAGAUUCGCGUGGUUACCUAGCCAGGAAGCAUCAUCAACAGGAAAUGAAUAAGAAACACUUUGCAGCUUGCGUCAUUCAGAGAGGUGAGCCUCGAAAUGAUGUGAAAACCGUCAUGUUGCUAGAUAUCCUUCUCAUUGUAUAUUUUUUUCUCAAAAGAGCUUUCAACUGUUUCCCAAACGUAUGUGAGGUAGCAUAUCGCAGAGUAAAGGAAACUGCUUUUGCUAUUGUCCUCUAAGCUUCGCUUUGAAGCUGAUUGUAAACAACACUUUGUGACUAACUUGUUUGUAAAAAUCUCUCUUUGUAGCUUAUCGUCGUCUGGUUCAACGAAGAAGAUUCACUUGGUGGCUGAAAUGGUACAAUGUUCAACAGAGAAGAAAAGUCAAAAGUGCCAUCAAAAUACAAGCUGGUAAAUUACCUUCUUGAACAUAACACCAUCUAGCUGAUAUGUCUUUUUAUUCUCAUUACCGUUUCCGGAAUAAUUUCAAGAUAUUGCAAGGAGACUUAACAAGUCGAUCGCUCCUGGGAGUUAGAGAAUUAGAAGAGUUACUGCAAUCCGUUUCAAUCUUUGCCAUCCUUGGCUAUCCUUGUUUGUUCUAGGUUUAUUUCUGCCGAUUUUUUGGUUUUCUUUCCUUGUAAAAAGUAUAUUUUAUGAACCUUUCAAAUUGGACUUACUUUUGAAAGUCACAACUGGAAAAUGAGUCAAAAUAUUGUGGUGUAGGGUAGUGUAUGUCUUGUUUGUUGUGUCAGUCGCUACACGAGAAAUUUGGUUGCAUACCAUGUUUAGAAUUAAAAAAACAACAGCCAUAACGACUUCUUUACAGUAGAUGUCUACGGGAAGGAAGAGGAAUCCACAGAUAUAGCAGCGAUUGAACUUUGAUUGAUAAAAAUUUGGUAAGAUUUUCUUUGACGUCUCUUCACAGUGGUGCGUGGUUAUCUAGCGAGGAAACACUAUCGGCGCCUGCGUCGACUGAGAAUCGAAAGUGCCAUCAAACUCCAAGCGGGUAAAUAGUCAUUAGAUUUUUGUCGUAGUCUUGGAGACGUACUGGGAAGCAACGAAGAAGAAAGAUUUUUUAUUUUACUUUUCGAAAUAUGACUAAAAAGCCAUAAUUUUAGGGACAGCAAAUAUGUAAAAGAGCUCUGCCGAGGGAGACUUGCUAUCGAUCGCUAAAUGUCUUGAAAGAAUAAUCGAUUGAAGAAGUGAUUAACAUUAAGUGGAAACUUUAUUCUAGGGGCAUUAUUGUGAGGGAGGGGAAGGGGUAGGGAAGGGGGAGUUUUUUCAGUGUAAUAUUGUAUAUCAUCUUUUUUUUUACAGUGUAUCGUGGGCGCCUCCUGAGAAAGAACUACGCAGAUAUUAGAAGGAAACAGAAAGUGUUAAAAUUUCGACAUAGUAAGGCUUUACAUUGUUUUAUGUGAGAGACUAUUUUUUCUUAAUUAUUUCAAGUGGCCGCGUCACGUUUGUAAGAAGAUGAUGGGAAUGCAAUGAUGUUGAAUGACCCUGUUUGUUCGAGAAGCGGCGCACUGAAUUGAAAAGCUUGGGUCCGGACUCUGGUAGUGUCUUUGUGUCUUUUCUUGGGAAAGACCCUAUCCUGUUCAGAACCUUUCUCCCCCGGUGUACAAUUGGAUAGUGGUGAAGAAGCCACGGGAAAUCUGACGGGAUUCUGGGGGGAACCCAGGUUGACCAGUAUCAUUGAAGCUGAAUCGAUAAACCUCUGCAAUGAUACGGGUCAGUCGUAUGUGGAUUUAACCUUCAAUGCAAUUGUAGCAAUACACUUUCCAACGCGUGCUCAUCUCAAAUCUUCAAUCAUUUCAAAUUUCUUUUGUUUCAACAGUGGCCAAGGUUAGAGCAGUGGUUCGGCUUCAGUCAGGUGAGCGAAAAACUUGAAAGGGGCCCUAAGUAUUCCUUUAAAAAACCUUCUCAGGUUUUUUUUUUACCGUUUAUUUCGUAAACAUUAUCAGAAAUUUUAGGAAGUGCAUUCAAUGUUACAAAUGUUGAUUUUAUAAUUUUCAUUUCCUUUUCAGCGUUUCGUGGUUAUAAAGCCCGCAAAUACGUUUCCGAGCUAAAAUCAGAAGCAGAUAAAAGGGAAACAAAUAUGAUUUACUUCUUCCAACAAGUAAGAAAUUUUAAACUCCAUCUGGAGAUAUUUCCACUUUUAAUCCGAAGCAAGUAUGUAUUGAACAAUUGGCCCCGCAGCCAACUUUAUUUAGAGACUGUUGUCUUGUGUUCAUUCCAGGUGGAAGAUUCGUCGGACAGUUUUUUCAGAGCCCAGAAGGGUCAUAAGAGGGUGAGAGGAUUUUACUAUCUUUUAUUUGCCUCUGUCCUUAGUCACUAGUAACAUUCAACUUUCAACUUCUUAACAUGCUUUUGGUUGGUUUUCAUUGCAGGCGAAUAUCAAAAUGGACCGUGUUGUAGUCAAAGGUUUGUUUUGUGAACUGAAAAAUUUAUCUUUUAUCGCUCUCCAUAGCUUUACUGUUCGUCAACAUGUUUAUUAUUAUUAUUAUUAUUAUUAUUAUUAUUAUUAUUAUUAUUAUUAUUAUCAUCAGUAAUAUUAUCAUCCUUAUCUCACCAUCAUCAUCAUUUCCAUUGUUAUCAUUAUUAUGGUUGUUAUUAUCAUAAAUAUUAUAUUUUUAUCAUUAUUGUUUUUAGUUUUGUUAGUAUCAUGACUUUUAUUAUUAUAUAUUUAUAUGUGGGCUUUUUGUUGGUCAACAGAAGGAAAGCACCAGGACCCUACAGAGUUCUGGUCAACCCCGAAAGAAGACGAAGAAGCAGUGGCCUCGCAGCAAGAGACGCAGACUAUUUUCUUCAUCCAACAGGUGGGGACGAUGGUUUAGACCAGUCAUCUCAAAACUCUGAAAUAAACUAACCCUUUGGCAAUCCCGCCAUAGAGUUCAGAAAUUGCGUUCAUAUCAUGAUGUCGGUCUAACGUGAUGUUUGUUUUGCUCCUACUAAGGCAAAUACGUCGUGGGCAACUCUACUGGAUCACUCCAAAAAACACCAAACCUCAGUACCACGCGGCCCACAGGUAGGACUUACUAACAACCUCAGGUAAAAGUAGGGUUCACGUGGGUCCUGGAAAAAACCUGGAAAGUCCUGGAAUUUUAUUUUCAGUCCUGGAAAAAAAUAAGCAGGUCCAGGAAAGUCUUGGAAAUCUACCUGCUUCAAGCAAUAAAGUAUUCCGAAUUUAUGUUUUAAGAAAUGUGUGUCGACCGUAAAGAGAAUUGAUUUUAAUACCUUGGUUAAUAGUGAAAUUUGGAGUCCUGAAAAAAUCCAUCUGAGUCCCGGAAAAGUCCUUGAAAUUUUUUUUGCGACAAUUGGUACGAACACUCUUAGAGGUACAGUAGUAAAGCUAAUCCCCCCUUGAACGGGAUGCCCGUCCAUUUCAGGUUGAUCUCCCCUACCCCCAUCCUCCUAGCAUUUCGUUAGGUUUCUUGUGUGUAUCAGCAAAUUGUCACCGACCUGGAGAAGGGUGGAGAGGUUGGGGAAAGAAAUAUUACCCUUCGUUCAUGCAACAGAAACCGGUUUGAACUAAGGUAGUAUGACUAACAUCAAAUGCUCAGAAUAUAUUUCUCACUUCUUAAUCGUUUAUCGCAGAGUCAAGUGAGACCACCUAUGCGCAAACAUGACCAGGCCCCUGCCAGCGAUUCCCCUCGUGUACCGAAAAGAAGAAGUUUUGAAAUUCGGCCAAGUAAGUUAUCGUUCCGUUUUUGUUAAUUCUACGGAAUAUUAGCGGAGCUCGCAGAGCGUAGCCCCAUAAUUAUACAAAAUAGUAGUAACCCAUCAAGCCGAAAAAAUUUGGAUGUACGACCGUACAAGGUGCUACUUUUAACAUGCGUGGUCAACUGUACCGCGGGCACGCCAACGCCACGACUUUGUUCAGUAGUCCAGUGGUCAGUGCACUGGGCUCCGAGUCGGACGACGCGGACUCUAGGCCUGGCCGUGGCAAGGCGUUGUGCCCUUGAGACGUGCGGGAAAAAAAAUGCGAGCUCCGCUUUUAGGCUUGGCUAACUCUAUAUAUUAUGCUGGGACGAAGGUGUAGCUGGGGCAAGCUUUUUGAUGUGUUCUAUUAACGAUGCACGUUGGUGAAAUAUACGCGCGCAAAUAAAGAUUGACCGGGCAACAUGUACCUGCUUUAGAUGUGCCCGUGUCAUUUCCUUCAGUGUGUGCCGACCUGAUGGAAUUUAUGUUGCGAUAGUUUGAGUCAGUUUAACUUGAAGGGGACUACAGAGUGAUAGCUAAGUAAGAUAGGAAAGAACAAAAAAAGUUGAGAGGGAAUAAGGAUAGGUAAGGAAUAAAAAGAUUAAACGGAUGCGCGAACUAGGGCAUACACUGUAGCUUAUUCAAGUAAGCGCUGUGUCUCUUCGAAAGAGCUGAUCGUUCCGUUUUAAUCCUGUCCCGAACCGCCGUUAACUCUUCAACUCCCAAGGUCUACUUGUUAAUUCUCCCCUCCAGCUGCUACACAUUUCCUUGUAAAUUAGUUACAAGAAUUUGGUGUUAGGUCAAGAUAACAAACUUAACCAGAUAAGUUUGAGUGUUCUCAUUAUCUGUUUACUGGAUAAUGUAUGGAUGUUAAAGGGAGACGUUACAUGUUCGUCACUACUGGGAGUUUAAGGGUUAAACUUGUCUUGGUCAAUCACUAGUGAUUCAGUUGGUACAGUAUCGAGUUUCGUUGUGAGAAAGAGUUGGUGUCAACAAAGCGUGUGUUUUUUUCCUUCUAGAAGAAGUCUUGUUAGCUGAGAUGCAGAAUAAGGAGUCGCCACGAAGUAGUCGCAAUUACAGGUUUGUAAACACGAUAAAGGACACCAAAAGACGUCUCUCUUUUGUGCACACUGUAGGACUAAUCUCCAAUUGAGCGUUGAAAGUAACCUGAAAUUGCUUUAUUUUUUCCUUCCUUUGUUCUGUGAUUGGUCGAGUAAACUCAUAUGACUUCCUCAACUUGUCAGAUGCAAGAUGACUUGGUCACUCUUGUUUUCCUGCGCUUCAGGCAAGUUGCAUAUUUUUACGAAGAGAUCUCCCAGGCUUCUUAUGAUAUUUUACCUCGUUUUAACCCAUUUCCCCCGCAGAGUGACGUGGCAUUUAAUUCCUCCUUACCCUAAUCACACGUUAAGGUCACAGGAAUAAAGGAAAUUACCACCAAGUAAACAAUCUCUUGAUUGUAAUCAAAUUCUCCUUGUCAGCACCUUGGGAAAUGUAUGAACAGUAUGGAGAAUAUGCAUACUGAUGGUAGGGUGUAAAGCGGUAACUGACAGUACUGGGUACUCUGGUUGUGGCAGUUCAAGGCCCAAGUAGAAAGCGCUCUAUUUGGUCAGCGUCCGCCAUCUUGGCUCGACUGCACGUGUGCAUCUUAUCUGAAAUAAGAUCACUGUGAAAUAAGUUCAUUUCAGCAUAGGAAAUACCAUUUGUUGUCCGUUUAUAAUGCAGACAUCCAUUCAUUUCACAGGAAAGAGGUUUGGUCUGCGGGAGACGAAACGUACUUUAGGCAGUUUGCGGUAAGUUUUCUUUUCGUCAACCUCAGCAAUUAAUACAUCACCCUCCUUAAAUUGGGUCAAUUUUGUAACUGAUGCAAGAUUCUUUUAUCGAGCACAAUUAUAAGAAAAUUGUUUAAUGCUUGUUAGAAACCGUUCUUAAAAUAUUGUUUGAAGCGUGCAGCGUCUAAUUAAGAUAUCUUUGCGUCGUUUCAUUCCAGGAUGAAAGAUUGAAGAAAGAUUCUAAAGGUAAGCCACUCAACUCAAGGGUUAGUUUCAAAAGAAACUGUGAGGCUACUUUAGUAGAGGAUAAUGUAAAAUAAUUUGGUAUUAUCAACUGAGUUGAUACUAUAAUUUGGCCAUUGUAAGACGUUUUAAAAGCUAACGUUUCGAGCGUCAGCCAUUCAUCAGAGCGAGGCUCGAAAUGCCAGCUUUACACUCUUUAGGGUGGCCAAUUUACAUUAUCAACUCAGCUGAUGAAACCAAAUUGUCAUUUUCAUAAGAGCAGAGCUACGACUCACCAAGGAAGUUAGUGAAUAGUUUUCCUUUUUGUUUCUUUUUCUAAAGAUCAAGGACGUCGUAUCCAAGACAUGUUAUCUAUCGUGGAGGGAAGUCCGUCUGAUACUGAUGAGGGGAAAGACAAGCCUGUUAAAGAAACGAUAAAGCCGACACCUCGAGUAGCAAGGGCUAAGUAUGAAAUUUAAAAGGCUACUUGCAAUUUUAACUUAACCGAAUUCUAAAAACUAGAUUGUCACCAUUGAAAUGAAAGCUUUUGAGUGGUACUAUCAAGUGGUUCUGUCUAUUUUGCUAAACAAGAAAUUUCUGACCUAAUAGUAUGAAAAUUAAAACCCUGGUGUAUGACCGAUUAAAAUGAAAGCUUCAGACAGUACUUUGAUAUGGUUUAGUUAACCCUUUACCUCCCAGAAGUGAUUAACGUGAAACUUCUCCCUACAAUAUCCAUACAUUAUUCAGCAAACUGGUAGGGAGAAUAUUCAAACUUAUCAGGUAGAAGCUGCUAUCUUGACCUAGCACCAAGUUCUCAUAACUAAUUUACAAGGAGAUGUGUAGCAGCUACAGGGGAGAAUUAACAAUCAGAUCAUGGAAGUUAAAGGGUUAAGUAUGCUCUACAACGUUGGUCAAACUUAUGUGUGAAGGCGGAUAUCUUCCCAAUGUGACCUUUCAAAGGAAAAAAAGGUUUUAAGCUGUAGCUUUUGGGUUAGUUUCCAACAUGCACUUUAUUUUUUUUCACAGAAGUUUCUUUGAAAAUCAAGAUCAACCGCCAGAACCUAAGCCCAUCGUUAGAAGAACAACGAGUAAUGAAUGGAAGCCGAAACCUGCUCCUCAGGAAUCUGCUAAAAAGCCUGUAUCUCCACCAGCAGCCCGAGAAAAACCUGUGUACGUGAAACCGAAACCUAAGGAGCCUCAAAACCAAGCGGAUCUAGUAAAAAUUGCUUUAGCUCAGCAGGCUGGACCGGUCAAACCGGAUUUAAAGGGCAGACCACGCUCAAUCUCUGCACCUCCUCAAGAAUUGGUAAGAUCAUAAACGAAUUAUACUACAUUAUUGUUAAGAUUAUGCAUACACUUCAAUAUAUUUUGCUGCAAACAUGUAAUGAGGAUAAACAAACUUGUCAAGUUGAGGUUAAUCUUGACCCAACACCGAACUCUUUUUGCUGAUUGACCAGGAAAUGUGUAGCCGCUAGAAGGGAGAAUUUUACUUCAAUCUCAGAAAGUCAAGGGAUGGCAUAGGGGGCGAGGGUGCUCGUCCUACCUCUGUGGCCUAGGUCCGACUCCCAGACCUGGUUCCACGUUUGGGUAAAGUUUGUGGUUGGUUCUCGCUGUCGCAGUGAGGGUUUUCUUCAGGUUUUCCGUUUCUCUUCCAUUCACUAAAACAAACUCUCAGUUUUCCAAUUUCGACCUGGAAACCAAGGGACAAGUAGCCACCUCUAAGAACUGCCGCAGCUUAAUUCCAAUUUAUUUUAUGUAAAUAGAAUGGUUCACGCGUUUUACUUGCUUUUUCCUGAUUUCCUUUCAGCCUCGUAUUCCUCCACCCGAUUAUAAACUACCCCGAGAAAAACUCGGAUAUCUACGUCACGUGACUCCAGGACCUAAACGAGUGUUGCCAGAGAACUUUCACGUAGAAGAUAUCAAUUUGAGACACAUUUAUCGCUCCAACCCGUCCACUCCAACUCAAACCCCUCGUUACUCUCACCUCCUGCGAAAGACCGGGAAGAGAGGAGAAUUGGGAAUAGCAGAUGACGAUGACAAUAGUGACGUAACUCGCAUAUCUUUUAAUGUGCCUUUGAUUGGUGUGACAUGAAAGUAAAGCUUGCGGACUCAAAGUCCUUAAAAGCUUUUUUCAGCCUAAUCCUAACCAGGAAGGGAUGUUACAGUUAAGUUCCCCUUACAAUGAACAAUACUUUAUCUUUUUAACCCAGCCAAAGGGUUAUAUUUAUUGAAUUUACAAGGGAAUGUGAUGCAAUAUCAGAGGCAGAAUAAGCAAUGAGAUAUUGAUGAAAGAAGAAACAGGGAAAAUGGUAAAGUUUAGUUCGUUAAUCAUAAAGCCCUUUCCCAAGACCUCAACAGUCUCUAAAGUGAACCGGGAGAAUUGUAAUGUACUGUAUUUAAACAGGAAGAGAAAGAUAUUAAAUAUAUUUAUGCUUAUUUAGGGAUUAAAUUAACCCCAAAGUCUUCUCGUUGAAAGGACAGUUACUAUCUUAAUGCUUGUACAGUGAAAGUUCUUGUUAUAGUGAAUUACAGUAAUUAUUAAACAGCCACAUCAUAAAACAGUCGCAUCAGGGCCACAGACGUUCUUUCGGGUCACCAGCGUUUUUUUUUUCUUUUUUUUGCCUUAAGUUUAUCAAUAAUAGUUCUGAAAGUAUUGAAGGAAGACAGUUUCAAUUUUCUCGGCAUUCUUGCUGAAUGAACUUUCAAUUAAAGUUUUUGAAAUUCAGUUACUAAAACACAUUGAAAAAAAAUAUUACAAACGUAAGACUCAGCUUUUGAAAUUUUUCUGUCAGUGGCUUUUUGUAUAUCGCGCAAAAUCUUUGCCGUGUUUUAAGGUUGUAAUACUAACGCUUGUCUCCAAAUAGACGUAGUCACAGAGGCAUGCUUAAAAAUUGAUGCUCUGGCUUUUAAUCACGAUCAUACUUUUGAACAGUUUUCAAAUGAGUUUCGAAAAACCAAAACCGAAGUUAUCCCAGCGACAAGUCAGAAUAAAGGUUUAUAUUAUCAUUAGCCAAUGAGAACUCAAAGUGGAAACAAGCAAACUUUCUGAAGGGUGGGAAACGCGGGUGACCAAGUCGUGAUUGAUGUAAGUUUUGCCUCUGACUGCUUGAGAGGAUGGCGCGAGUUUUCUGGACCAAUCACAGAGAAAAGUUUGUUAAAGAUUUAGAGGAUGAUAAACUUGGUAGGAGAUUCAGAUUCUGACAUUUAUGUUUUUAGCAGCGUUAUUCAAAAUCUGCUUGUAUCGUUAUAUACACUCGUUUUGUACGAAAAGACAAGAUAAUUGUAAUAUUUGUAUAUAUAUUUAUUUUAUAUUUAAUAGUGAUAUAAAAAAGAGUACACGGAC
Messenger RNA from Pocillopora meandrina, 30271 nucleotides. The record is from the annotation of a GenBank genome assembly. NCBI's taxonomy places the organism in Eukaryota, Metazoa, Cnidaria, Anthozoa, Scleractinia, Pocilloporidae.